CUCAACUUCUCGUGAACGUUGUUGCCAAUACCUGAACCAUCGAACCCCCUCUCCGUCACUGCGUGCUUCUUUGUAGCCUGAGCCCGACAAUACCGUAUCGGCCUAACAUCUACAUACACAACACAACACCGAGGGACUCGACUACUCUCGUCUGUUCUGUCAACAGCCUUUCGACGAGCCCAAAGCGCAGCUACUUGGCGACUCGGACCACCCGUCGUCGUCUUCGAUCGAGACUCGUCCAAGAGGCCAAACCAUCAUUUAGCCUAGCCCUUCCAAAGCGCGAUACAGACCGCAAUCGGCCCUUGGCAGCGAAUGGUCUCACUACGGCGUACCACACCACUACGAUUACUGUUGCCGCUCUUCGACGACCCAGGACCGAUCACCACGACCGCCGCCGCCGCGAGCACCACGGCUUCCACUUGUUCCUCCAUCCCAUAACGUUCGACUAGGUUGCUGUAGAGGAUAAGGUAGAUAUCCCUACCUAGAGGCACACACUCUGCCAGGGUAUCCGAUCCAUCAUAUCUGUUACAAAUCCGUUCUGUAUCCCACCUCGGCCUCCGACCCGCCUGCCUCAUGGCGUAAUCCAUGGCAGACCGAAGCCUUGCAAACCCGCGCUCCAGAUCGGCUAUCGACCACGAUCACGCAGUGCGCCUGCCCUCUUCGCCAUUGCCCGCACCACGCUCGCCCAACUCGACCAUUUCCGACCCGUCCACGCCUUCCCCAAAUCCCAAACGCAUCCGGACCCUCGGCCCUCAUACUACCCCGUCCUCUGCUCUCGCCGCCUUUAGUGUGAGCUCUCCUGCAAGACUUACGAGGUCCGCCGCCCGUCAAGCUGCGAGCCAGGCAGCCAACUUGAACAACUCGACUUCGACUGCUGCUGCUGCUCCUCAACCCGCCACUGGUGGAACGACUUCCCUCGCCGCGGAAGCUUCCUCUGCUCCACCUGCCGCCGCUCAGACCCUGGCUCGGUCCUCAAGUGCUAAGAAGCGCAAGACCACCGCCGCUGCAGAAGCUAACAGCCUUCCCGAGGCCGCUGCGGAGUUUCCAUCCUCGGCCAGACGUUCGAAGCGACAGCGAGUGACGCAACCUGCUUCUCAAUCUUCAUCUUCCAUUACCCAUCCCGCCCAGCCUGCCGCCGCCGCCUCAAGUUCCGCCGCAUCCUCCACGACCAAGAAGACAGCCACCACACGCCGCAAGAAAGGCAAGGCGCUAGCUACCUCUACAAUGUCGAGCCCAGAGAACUCGGCCGUUCCUCCUAACCCCCCGACAAACCCUUCUUCGGCAUCAACAAGCCGUAGGUCGAGCCGUCACAAAAAGGAUGCACAAGCAUCAGCAUCAGCCUCGAGCCGAAAAUCAAAACGAAAUGCCAAAUCUUCAUCUGCAGACCAAGAUGUGGUCAUGACCGGGACCGACGAGCACGAAAAGGACCCCACGCCACCUCCUCCGCCACCUCCCCCUCCGAAGGAGAGUCCUCCCACCGAUAGUGACGAGCACGACGAGGAUGAUGAAGACGACGAUGACCACCAUCGUUACGACGACGAUGAUGACGAUGAAGAUGACGAUCCCUUCACUGGUUUUGGUGGUCAUGGGCGUCAUCCCCACAGCCUUCAGGAUACACUGAGGCAUCUGAGUGGAAUUAUGUCGGGAGUCUCGGCUCAGGUGCGGAAAAUAAUGGCAGAUCUGAAGCGGAAGGACGACCCGUCAAUGCAACUUAUGGCCCUGCAUGAACUAUCCACCCUUCUGCUCAUGACAAACGAAGAUCAACUGAGCGGGCAUCUCCAACCCGACCAGGUUGUGCCUGAACUGGUAGCGCUGAUGAGACCUAACGAGAUUACUGGAGAGGAGAACCCUGAAAUCCAACUUGUCGCCUGUCGUUGCCUCGCGAACCUGAUGGAGGCCCUGCCGGGAAGCACAUCGGCCUUGGUCUAUGGGGGCGCAGUCCAUAUUCUGUGCGAGAAACUGCUACAGAUCUCCUUCAUCGACCUAGCCGAGCAAGCACUUAGCACUUUGGAAAAAAUCUCUGUGGAAUAUCCCACAAGCGUCAUGCGCGAAGGCGGCUUGACUGCCUGCCUGACUUAUUUGGACUUUUUCGCAACCAGCACGCAACGCUCCGCUGUUACCACGGCUGCGAACUGCUGUCGCAACAUCCCGGAAGAUUCCUUUCCGGAAAUUUUAGGUGUCAUGCCCAUCCUGUUGAACGUGCUUGGGAGUAGCGAUCAGCGCAUCGUUGAGCAGGCCUCGUUAUGUGUCUCGCGCAUUGCCGAGAGUUUCAAGUACCACCCGACAAAGUUGGAAGAGCUUAUGAAUGUGGAUUUGCUCAAGGCCAUUCUCCGUUUGCUACUUCCAGGCUCCACCAACCUGAUCAGCCCGCACAUUCACACUCAGUUCCUACGGGUUCUUGCGCUCACGGCAAUGGCGAGUCCCCGUCUGUCGGCUGAACUCUUCAAGCUCAAUGUAGUGGAGACGCUUUAUCAGAUCCUUACGGGCGUGUCCCCGCCGAGUGGGAACGACGACCUUGCUUCCAAGCUUGAUAGUGUGCUCAUAAUGCAGGCUCUGAUUCAUAGACCUCGGGACCAGAUCAUUGAGACACUCAACGUCAUUUGCGAACUGCUGCCUAGCGUGCCAUUGCGCGACCCUUCGUCGAUCAAUUAUACCGUGGAAUUGGGCACGUUUGCAGGUCCUGUGGGUGGAUCUGGGGAGAGCACUAGGAGAAGGACUGCAAACGAAAAACGUAUCGAACACAUGGAGGGCUGCAAGGAGGAGGUUCGGAGAUUCGCCCUGAUUCUAUUCCCAACCCUCACGGAUGCCUUUUCAAGCACCGUCAAUCUCACUGUCCGUCAAAAGGUCUUGGCCGCUCAGCUCAAAAUGCUCUCCAACUUGGACCAGGACAUCCUGUCUGAGGCACUCAGAUCAGUCCCUUAUGCUUCUUUUCUGGCCUCCAUUUUGUCCCAGCAAGACCAUCCUCUGUUGGUUGGGCUGGCAUUACAGGCCACUGAGUUGCUCAUGAGUCGCUUGGAUACAGUCUAUCGCUAUCAGCUUUACCGUGAAGGCGUGAUUGCCGAAAUCACCAAGCUGGCAGCUGAUGCGCCUGAGCCAAAGAGAAAACACUCUCUUACCGAGCAAGAGGUCAAGGAGGAAACGAACCAAGCUGGGGAAUCUCUCACCGGUGUCUCUGGCCGUCCCUCUGCACCUGACCAAGGUGUCGCCGACAAAGAACACCCAAAAACCUUGGAAGAGGACAAAGCAGAUGACGAGGAUGUUGAACACUCCGAACAUGAAUCCGGGGCUGAAGAGGGCGGUGAAGAACUCGAUGAAGAUGAGCCGGAAGACACAGAGAAUGACGAGAACGACGAGAACGAUGAUGGAAAUGAAAACGAGGUCAAGGACGACGAUCAAUCACCCGUCAGCUCCGAAGGAGAGACCAUGUCACUGGACGGACCCCCGCGAUACCUUUCAGAUUUCCCCACAAACACGUACAAGUCGAGCAUCCGGCAGGCUGCAAAGAAGUUCUUGGAGAUGUAUGAGACCGAGAAGCAGGGCAAAGCCAUGAAGAAAAAGGCCAGCAAGAUUCUAGCCAGCCUAUCAGAUCUUGCAACCGAGAUCGAAGAGUUUUAUCUCUGCCGUAAACCGGGUGGUCCGGUCAUGGAGCACGGAACAUUACUUUUUCAAAAGCUGGUCUCUUAUUUCGAUACUGACGUCCUCGAGAGCGUAACCAGUGCGGAACUUCUUGGCUCUGGAGUUGUUCGGGUCUUGGAACAGGUUUUCAGCAACCCCGACGAGGAGAUGGCAGCUGCAGCACAAAAUGCGUUCUUGCAGGUGUUCAUGGGAUACAGUGUCAAGUCGAAGCCCAAGACAGCCACCGCAGACUCACCCGCAACACCUUUCAGUGUCUUGAUCCACAAGUUGCAAGAUUUACUGAGCAGGUCUGAGCAUUUUGAGGUGAUCACAGCUCACCACAACUCAUUCGACGGGAGCCGUAGCACGGCAGCGUCAAUGUUGGCUAAGCAGAUACGCCUCAAGCUUGUGGCCGAUGAAGAUUCAGAUAUCCCCCGGUCCUACCGUAACAUCAUGGUGUCAAUUCACGCUAUCACGACCUUCAAGUCACUGGACGAUUAUUUGCGCCCCAGAAUUAGCUUGUCGGAUCGUCCUCACGGAGCCUCUAGGCGAGAUGCUGUGACUAGAGCUCUGGCCGCCAUGGGUGCCUCGGGCUUCAUGGGGGCGGCAGCAGCGGCAGCCCGUCUCGCGGAGAGAGGAUUGCCACCCUCCAGCCGAUCGACCCCUGCACCACCGCCGGCGGCUGCCCCUGCUCAAGCAUCUGGUUCGCGGUCUUCACGCAAGCCCAAAUCCAAGUCCCAACCCACUACCGAAACUCCGACGACGCCAGACGCCGCUACAUCCAAGGAAAAGGGUGGCUUGCGACGCUCCGCUCGUAAGCAAGCUGCAUCUGAUAGCUCUCUCCCACGUCAACCUCCGGAGGAGGACGACCUUGAAAAUGCGCUUGAAUGUGCCGACGAAAGGCAAUUGUCGGAUGAUGAAGACGAGGCAGCCGAUAGUAGCGAUCUCAACGUACUGCGUGAUUUAGAUGAAGGCAUGGACGAUGCUCCCACCCCCGACCCGACAGCUGUGAACAUGGAAGUGGCCGCCGGCGGCAGGAUUACCGCGCGCAAAGAGGACGGGACCAGAGUUGCCACUCCGGGCCAAGGCAAGCCUGCACCGCCCCCACAGAACCGAACAAGCGCCCUGACGGCGGGGUUGCAAAACACUCCCACGCCUCAGGCCGCGUCGAGGCCUAUGUCAUAUUCUGGAGCUCUUCAAGCUGUUCCUCAGGAUUGGCACAUAGAGUUCAGCGUCGACGGCAAGGUCAUUCCUAAUGAGACUACCAUCUACCGAGCCGUUCAUAGCUCUAGCCUCACCGCCGACGAGCACGUUACCAGAAGCAUAUGGUCCGCCGUCCAUCCCAUCAAAUUUAGACGUGUACCUGGCCCGCCUCCCCCUGAACCCGUUGGCUUUAGCCCAUCCUCUGACGUCGGGGUAGAGGCGGAUGAGAACGGCACUCCCGGGUCCUUGGCAAAGCAUCCCAUCACUCUGUCGAUUCUUCGUUUGCUAAAGCGACUCCAUGAUCUGAACGCCAAUAUCGACGAAGUCCUAGUCGAGAAUAGAGAAACGCUGAAGUUGAACGUUGAGCCUUUGUCUCAGUUUGUCAACACUAAACUGACCGCAAAGCUGAACCGUCAGCUGGAGGAGCCUCUGAUUGUAGCGAGCAACUGCUUGCCCAGCUGGAGCGAGGAUCUAGCAAGGCUCUACCCCUUCCUGUUCCCCUUUGAAACUCGCCACCUCUUCCUUCAAUCUACCUCAUUUGGUUACGCCCGAUCAAUGGCACGCUGGAACGCGCAGUCUCAGGAGGAGCGCCGAAACGGCCGAGAUGAUCGGCCGUACUUGGGACGGCUGCAGCGCCAAAAGGUCAGGAUUUCUCGGUCUAAAAUUCUUGAAUCGGCAGUCAAGGUCAUGGAGUUGUACGGCGCUUCGCAAAGCAUCCUGGAGGUGGAAUAUUUUGAAGAGGUGGGAACCGGAUUAGGUCCCACACUUGAGUUUUACUCGACCGUUUCCAAGGAGUUCUCCAAGAGGAAGCUGAAGCUUUGGCGGGAUAACGAGCUCAAUGGGGAUGAUGAUUUUGUCUCUGGACCUACCGGGCUGUUCCCCCGGCCGCUGAGCGAUGAAUUUGCUAGCUCGGAAGAAGGAGAAAAGAUUCUGCAGCUCUUCAAGGUGCUGGGCAAGUUUGUCGCCCGAUCAAUGAUUGAUUCGCGCAUUAUUGAUAUCAACUUCAAUCCCCUGUUCUUCCGCGUGGGCGACUCGACUGCCACACGGCCUACGCUUGCGACCAUCAAAUCGGUAGACCCGGUCGUGGCCAGGUCGCUGAUGACGAUCAAGAAGUUUUCGCUGGCCAAGAAGGAGAUUGACGAAGAUCCAAACCGGAGUGCCGUUCAAAAGGUGGCGGACACGGAAAACAUCACGAUUGAUAACUUCAAGAUUGAUGACCUUUACCUCGAUUUCACCCUUCCCGGCUACCCUGAAGUCGAACUUGUUUCGAACGGAUCCCAGACGCGGCUCACCAUUGAGAAUGUGGAUCUUUACUUGGAAAAGGUGAUUGAUAUGACGUUGGGUAGUGGUGUCCGUCGCCAGAUCGAAGCUUUCCGCAGUGGAUUUUCCCAGGUGUUCCCCUAUUCGGCCCUGAGUUCUUUCACGCCUGAUGAGUUGUGCACCCUUUUCGGACGGGUAGAUGAGGAUUGGUCGCUGGAGACCCUCAACGACUCGAUCAAGGCGGAUCACGGAUACAACAUGGAUAGCAAGAGCGUUAGGAAUCUCUUGCAGAUCAUGAGUGAGCUCACGCUAGCAGAGCGCCGUGAUUUCCUUCAGUUCACAACCGGAAGCCCGAAGCUACCUAUUGGAGGCUUCAAGAGCUUGAACCCCAUGUUCACGGUUGUGUGCAAGCCCAGCGAGGCACCUUAUACCUCGGACGACUACCUGCCAAGCGUGAUGACGUGCGUCAACUACCUCAAACUUCCCGACUACUCGGACAUUGGCGUUUUGAAGAAGCAGCUCUUCACUGCCAUGAAGGAAGGACAAGGAGCAUUCCAUUUGUCGUAAAGGGGGGAAAACCAUGAGAGCAGGUGGACAUUCGCCUUUAGCUGGGAUGAGCAGUAGGUAUUUGGCCCGCUGCUAGUUUCACCUAACAUGUGCCUGUGAAAAUAUACGGUUUUGGGAAGUGUUUUACUCUCGUACCACUCCCCUCUGCUGUACCUGCCUUUGUUCUUUUUCAUUCAAUUAACGCGGGCCAGGGAAAGACAUAGCAUGAACGGUGUGCGGAUUACUGGUGGAAAUGUCAGAUUCUAUAGUUGAAGCCUCAAGUGUUUUUAUGCAGUACGUUCAUGCUUAUUAGUUUGCAUUCUGGACGGUGUGCAGGAAACAGGAAGACCUUGAUAGGAGGAUGAUUUGUUAUCUUGCUUUUUUUUUCUUUUUUUUUCUUUUUUUUUUUUUCCUUAUCAUGUCGUGUUCAGUUUCUUCACCAGAUAGACUCGAUCCAGGUGCCUUUCUUUAGAACAGGUGUUGAAGGGCAACAGAAGAAACAAGCAACUUGUGAGCGAAAUUCGGGGGGUGUUGUUUUCUGAGCGUUACAGCAGAUGAGGGCGAAAAUUGAUGAUGAGCGAUAAAACAAAAGCGCAACAAGGAAUGGAGAUGGAGCAAGGAUAAGAAUCAGAAGAGUGGUUGACGGCAGGACGCAGAGGGGUGGUGAUGGUGGUGAUGGGUGAGGAGAGGGCAACAAGACUCGCGGGGAG
Molecule: messenger RNA, 7334 nt
Organism: Neurospora crassa OR74A
Lineage: Eukaryota; Fungi; Ascomycota; Sordariomycetes; Sordariales; Sordariaceae
Product: thyroid hormone receptor interactor 12, variant 1
Exons: 7
Coding region: 586-6645 (2019 amino acids)
Biological process (GO): proteasome-mediated ubiquitin-dependent protein catabolic process; protein polyubiquitination
Cellular component (GO): nuclear speck
Molecular function (GO): ubiquitin protein ligase activity
Source: RefSeq, a predicted model, not a curated record